GGGUGGAGGGCGCGGGCUCCGCGCAGUCGGAAAGGGGGUCUCCUUCCUGAUCCGAUCCUCGGUGAGAUCCUGCGGGCCGGCCAAGUCCAUGUGCCGGCAGAAUGUCCCUGGCUGCUUAUUGUGUCAUCUGUUGUAGAAGAAUAGGAACCUCAACUCCUCCUCCAAAAAGCAACACAUACUGGAAAGAUAUCCGAAAUAUAAUAAAGUUUACUGGAUCACUUAUUUUAGGAGGUUCAUUAUUUCUUACAUAUGAAGUUCUGGCCCUGAAGAAGUCUUUGACAUUAGAUACUCAAGUGGUAGAAAGAGAAAAAAUGAAGUCAUAUAUAUAUCUACACACAGUUUCUUUAGAUAAAAGAGAAAAUCAUGGGCUCACCUACCAGGCAAGAAAAGAACUUCACAAAGCAGUAAGAAGAGUGCUGGCAACCUCAGCUAAGAUACUACGGGGUCCGUUUGCUGACACUCUCGGUGCCGCUGAUGUGGAAGAUCACGAGUGUGCUGUGUGGCUGCUCCUGAGAAGGAGUCGGUCGGAUGACGGGCGGGCCCGCUUGCAGGCCGUGCAGGACAUGUCGGAGGCCCGCCGCUGGCAUGAUUACCAGUAUAGGACAAUUGCUCAAGCCUGUGAUCUGAGAACUCUGAUUGGUUUGGCGCGAAGCAAAGAGAGUGAUCUGCGCUUUUUUCUUCCUCCACCUCCUUUACCGCCUUUAAAAGAAGAUUCUUCCCUUGAAGAAGAGCUCAGAUACUUGCUGGCUUCUUUACCUCAAACGGAGCUAGAUGAGUGUAUCCAGUAUUUUACAUCUUUGGCUCUGAGCGAAAGCAGUCAGAGUCUAGCAGCUCAGAAGGGUGGCUUGUGGUGUUUUGGAGGAAAUGGACUUCCCUAUGCGGAGAGCUUUGGAGAAGUUCCUUCAGCGACAGUGGAAAUAUUCUGUUUAGAAGCUUUAGUAAAGCAUUCUGAGAUACCUACACACUGUGAUAAAAUUGAAGCAAAUGGAGGCUUGCAACUACUUCAGAGGCUGCACCAACUUCAUGAGGACUCCCCUAAAAUACAGAGAAAUAUAAUGCGGAUCAUUGGCAAUAUGGCUUUGAAUGAACAUCUUCAUUCAACUAUCGUCCGCUCAGGCUGGGUUUCCAUACUGGCAAAAGCCAUGAAGUCUCCCUACAUCAUGGAGGCUUCACAUGCCGCCAGAACCCUGGCUAAUCUAGACCGAGAGACGGUGCAAGAAAAGUACCAGGAUGGCGUGUACGUGCUUCACCCCCAGUGUCGCACAAGUCAGCCCAUUAAAGCAGAUGUCCUUUUUAUUCACGGCCUUAUGGGAGCAGCAUUCAAAACGUGGCGCCAGCAGGACAGUGACCAGGUUCUAACUGAAAAGGUUUCAGGGGAUGAAACCAGGUAUACGACAUGUUGGCCCAAGACAUGGUUAGCAGGAGACUGUCCCGCUCUCCGAAUUAUCUCUGUGGAGUACGACACCAGCCUCAGCGACUGGAGAGCGAGGUGCCCUAUGGAAAGAAAGUCCAUUGCAUUCAGAAGCAACGAACUUCUUAGGAAGCUCCGAGCUGCUGGUAUUGGGGACAGGCCAUUGAUUUGGGUGUCACACAGCAUGGGUGGUCUUCUUGUCAAAAAGAUGCUGUUGGAAGCCUCUCAGAAGCCAGAAAUGAGUACAAUUAUAAACAAUACCAGAGGAGUGAUAUUUUAUAGUGUCCCUCAUCACGGAACCCACCUGGCUGACUACUCUGUCAACGUUCGCUAUCUUCUCUUCCCCUCUUUGGAAGUCAAAGAGCUCAGCAAGGAUUCUCCUGCACUUAAGGUACUACAGGAUGACUUUCUGGAGUUUGCCAAAGAUAGAAACUUCCAGGUGCUGAGUUUUGUCGAAACACUGCCGACCUCCAUUGGUAGCAUGAUUAAACUCCACGUCGUGCCCGUGGAGUCAGCAGAUUUAGGCAUUGGAGAUCUAAUUCCUGUGGAUGUUAACCAUUUGAAUAUUUGUAAGCCAAAGGAAAAGGAUGCUUUUUUGUACCAACGUACCUUACAAUUCAUCCGCGAGACUUUAGCCAAAGACCUUGAAAACUGACAGCUAUCUUCCACUUU
Molossus molossus (Pallas's mastiff bat) is the source of this 2083-nucleotide messenger RNA. It is a transcript of the gene SERAC1, whose product is annotated as serine active site containing 1. Lineage: Eukaryota; Metazoa; Chordata; Mammalia; Chiroptera; Molossidae. The transcript is spliced from 17 exons. The record is from RefSeq and is a predicted model, not a curated record. The coding region runs from base 102 to 2066 and encodes 654 amino acids.